AUGCCUUCCUUCACAAGCAGGCGCCAUACGCCGGACCGAUUCCGGUCCCUCUCCAAGCCGGAGGACGACCUGAUGGAGGACAUCCACCAGACCGGCCCGGGCGCCAAAUAUCCGUCCUCCUCCCUCGCCCUGGGUCCCUCAGACGGCUCCCUGCUCGAUUACUUCGACCUGCCCUCCCCGCCCAGCACGCCCCACCGGCCAACCCACAACCUGAGCUACUCCUCCCUCAACAGCUUCCCCAGCCCCUCCACCAGCCCGGGCCUCGCCGCCCGCUCCCCCGGCACCCUCAGCCGCAGCAGCAGCACCAGCUCCAGCCGCAACACCACCCCGACCUCCAGCCCGCCCACCUCCGCCCUGCCCCGCUGGCCCUCCGCCUCCCAGCGCAUCCACCGCCUGCCCACCCGGCCCCGGUCGCGGAGCACCUCGUCCGCCUCGUCCGCCUCGUCGGCGGGCUCCGGGGCGUCGGCGCCGGCCCUGGGCGACAUCGAGAUGACGGGCAUGCCGCCGGCGCCGCCGCUGAUCCGCUCGGCCCGCCGCACCCCCUACUACCCGCCUAAUGCUUCGCGUAAUGCGGAUCGUGCGCGGGUGUACAUGAACCGCGGGCCGCACUAUGUCCCGAACUGGACGCCGUUGAGCAGUCUGCCGAGGCACGUGCAGUUGCAGAUUGAGGAGAGGAUGACGAGGUUUACGGCUAUGUAA
Messenger RNA from Chaetomium fimeti, 699 nucleotides. RefSeq lists its product as uncharacterized. NCBI's taxonomy places the organism in Eukaryota, Fungi, Ascomycota, Sordariomycetes, Sordariales, Chaetomiaceae. The transcript has a single exon. The coding region runs from base 1 to 699 and encodes 232 amino acids. The record is from RefSeq and is a predicted model, not a curated record.